AUGUCUAAAGAGAUCAAACAAGUUGUGGAAAAAGUUGUUUUCUUUUCGAGCCAAUACGGAUCAGACAAAUCGAAAAGCUAUACAGCUGCGAAUUUAGCUGGGAAAUUUUACAACUACCCGAACUAUGGCGAUUUCACCCAAGCAUUUGUUUUGGUAAGAUGUGUUCAACUACACACCUCUACAGCUGACUAAACAUAUGUUGUAAGCCACCAACAGAUGAAAACUCGACAACAUAACAAGUUUCAGUGUGUUUGAAAUGUAGGAAUGAUCGAACCUUAAAGUUUGAAGUAGUUAUUGAGUCCAAUUGAUUAAAUUGUGAAGCUAAAGAUACAGUUUAGGACUGGAGGCAUAUAUGUUAUUUGCCGGCCUACGGCCUCGGGCUGCAUUUUCAAGAUCAAGGUCACAGUUUUUCACCAUACGGACUGAUCCUUAGCCGGUAAAUAACAUAUUAAUUUUUUUUUAAACUUAACGAAAUUCUCUCCGAAAGAACCCGAAUGAUUCAGGGCUGUAAAUACGGCAAGAUCUUCUAUAAACUGAACAAUUUUUGAGCAAGUAAAUGGUAGUUAAAGUAGAGGUGAUGCAAAUUAAAGAGAAAUGCUUCACCGAAACAUUUUCAUUUGUGUAAUGAUAAAGGUGAUUUAAAAGGCUUCCAAACAAACUUUGAAACAUUAUUUUUACAAGUAUCUGUCACAAUCUGACACCUGUCAAUUAGAGAGUGCGUAAGAAAAAAAAGCGCAUGUACACUUUUGAAAAACAAGGAAAUUAGUUUGGCAAGGACUGUCACAACAAUGUUUUCUUCAAAAACAGCCUAUGAUCUAACGGAAAGUAUUCACUCUCAUUUAUAAUUAAUUCAUGAACAAAGAUUUACCUCUGUUUGUUAAGGAAACGGCGAGGAAAGUAAUUGUGAGUAAAUUCAAAUUUUUUAUUUUGAAGUUUUGAGUUUGUUUGCUGUAAUGGCUUGUGUAAAUCUGGUCUUUCCUCCGCAAAAAGUAAAUUUGAAUGAUACACUCCAACAAAACACAAGGAGAUUUAAUGUAGCCUUUUUUCAUUGAAUUCCUUCAGUUUCUGUUGUGCAAUUUACAGUACAAAUGUCCAAAUUGAACAGACUUGGAAAGACUCACAGAGAGCAUAUAUUUGUUGUAAAACUGAAAUUAAAACUUCACUUGCCCUUUCACUGCAAACAAAUUGUUUGAGAAAAUUCAGAUAUUAAAUGAAUGAAAGUUCCAUCAAUUAGUUCAACUGUAACCAAAUACCUCACAUUUUAACUUUCUAGGUACUAUUUUUGAGUGAUUAAAAUUAAUUGCAGACAGUUUUUAGGCCACUUGUCAUGUAAUGACACUAUUACUUAUACAAAUUCAUUCUAAAACCAAUAUUUUUCUGUCAACCAAAGUGAUUUGAGAGAGAGGAAAGAGAGGAUUAAUAAGUUAUUUCUUGGCUUGAGGUAGUGACCAACAUCUUUGCUUAAAAAUACUGCCCAGCCGGAAAAAACGAGAUAUAUUUGUGAAAAAUGGCAAUGAAAGUAGGGAUGUAAUCGACAACUCACAAAAGCUUUAUCGUGGCCUGUGGGCAGAGAUAGGAAAAUACUGACCAGGUAAAGAACCAAUCAGAUUGCAGGAUUUGUUACCAUGUCCUCCGAAAAAAAAUAAAACUGUGUAGUGAACGAGUAAUGUUCUGAAGGCCACAAGCUAGGUGCAUAAAACUUCCACAACUGUCAAUUUUGAUUCUCAAUUGCUCUAAAGAUAUUAAAAAUAAUCACUUGAAGUUAGACUAACUAAAGCUGAAUCCAUUUAAUGAAAAUAUUAUCAACCAAUCAUUAGAGGAGAUCUUUCUUUUUUCCAGAGAUCUUAUGGACCAUGGUGGGAAAUGUCACCAUCAUUCCGAGCCCCUAUUGACAAGUCGAGAAGAAAACUCAACAGUGAGGAUUUCGUUGGUAGGAAAUAUAAUUUUGUAGUUGAUGAAGAACAGCAUAAUCAACACAUCUUUUUGAUGAUGGGUUAAAAUUGAACUGCAAAUUAGGUAUUACAGUUGUCCAAGUUUGCCAAUGUGUUGGUGCUGAUACGCACAUGUAAGAGAAUACAAGCAUGUAAGAGAAAGGGGUCAUGCAUACUUGAGGCAUCUGUGCAUCAAGAUUUGGUCGAUUCCAUUGGUCUACAUGUCAACCAGCAAUCAGUUCAUUGGCUGAAACUUGAUCACCUUAUCACAAGGCAUAAAAUUAAUCUUUUUCUUUCAGUAGCCAACUGGCUCCUAGAUAUUUUGUAGUGGUAGCCAAUUCUAAAAUAUUGGUUGCCAUGUUUUAUUAAGGUGCAUAUAACACCAACAGUCCACCUGUGCACCACAAAACUCAACUAAAAUGCUGUUAACUGUUGAUCACAAUGUGAUGGUCAAGGUGUCCGCUGAGUGUUGAAUGAUAUACCAACCAAGUCUCAACCAACAGUCUGCCUACAUGAAUCACAUGGUGACUGACAGUUGGUUGACAUGUCUAUCAAGUAUCAGCCAAUAUAUUGACCAACACUGGGUUGCCAUGUCAACCAAUAGUAUCAAUUGAUACUCAGCUGAUAGAUGCCUGAAGUGCACAUGAUCCAGAGAGAAUGUCCUUUCAUGUCCAAUAUUUUCAUUGUCUGCAUAUAGUGUAGUGAUCAAAUUAUUUCUGAGAUAGACACUUUUGGGAGAAUCACCAUGAGGAGCCAUGUAACAUUAAACAAAGAGUUGUGCAAAAUGUGCCAUUUUCAUUUAAUCUUAAAAGAUUAUGUACACAGUAUGGCAUGCAUUAUGAAUUAUCGAUAAUCAUCUUGAAUUCAAAAUUAUACACUAUUAUAGCAUUAGCUUGAAAGCUUUGUGGAAUGAUUAGGGGAUAUUUCAUGCAAGGUGAAAAUAACAGUCUGCUUAGCUGGCAGUCUUGAAGGGGAACACCUGAGCAAGUUGCUAAGCCACUAGAGGAAUGAAAAACAAACAAAAAAAGUGAUAUCUGCUAUGCAGUCUACACAAAUGCAACACCACUUGUAGCUUAAAAGUGUACCACAAUUUGGAAAACAAAUGGAAACAAAAUGAAAGUCUGUAAUCUGUAAAAUGAAAACCUGUUCAACAUAAAAUAUCUUUAUUUCGCUUACUGUAUAUUGAAAUUUAAGAUGCUAGAGGAAAGCAAUAUUUAUUGAACAGUCAUUUUUUAGAAUGACAUCUGUCAAUAACCUGCUUUUAUUUUAGAUCUUCAAUUUGAAGAGUCUGUAUACCCCACUAAGAUUGAGAUUCUUGAAACCUACAAUCCUGGAGCAGUGGUUGGCGUCUUGGCCCUGGAGUCUGUUAGCUCUUUUUCAAAGUCAAAAAAACCCAGGUUAGUGCUCUCUAGGGUACAUUUAUAGUCCUCUUAAGUGCAAAGACUCUUCAGUUAAUUCAACAUAAUGUUUUAUUCCAUGUUUUAUAAGCAGCUCUCUGUGGAAAGCAUGAAUCACCUUAAAGUUAAUCGUCAGUUGCUAUUGCAAAAGGUUCACGCAGUCUUUUUGUUGUCUAGAUUUAGUGUUUUAUUGUUCUUAUUCAAGUGCAAUACAUGGGGAUCUUCUGUACAUUAGUCUCAGUCUUCAUGAAUAACUUUGUGAGGAUAUUACUUUUCUUUGUAGAUGGAGAACUCUGUGGUGUGGAGCUCCUCAAGAUUGUCCACCUCGAGCUAGAAAAUUUACCCCACCCCUCAAAAGACUAAAUCAUCCUACAAAGUAAGAUUACAUCUUCGGUCAGUGCAUGAGAAGCAACACUGCCUCAUGCAACUGAUUGUCUAUUUCAUUUAAAAGUUUACAAGUUCAAAAGCAAGGUGAAGUUUAUGUGCCAAUCAAUUCAAAGUUUUAUCAUAUCUCUUUCCCCUCCCCCCCCAUGGAAAUCCCCUUGCCAUUUGAACCUAAACUUUUGAAGAUUGGUUUGGGGUGGUGGUGAAUAGUUUUGCUCAACAAGGGUCAAAGAGAUAAAACUGAAGUACUAAGACCUUUUCUUCUGAGCUAUUCACUUGCAAAAGUGAACUCUUUGCAUUUGAACACUUCCAUAAUUAUUAGAAGAUUAAUAGUCAGUCAGACAAGGAAGGGGAGGAUGUUAAAGCUACAUAUAUAUAUAUAAAUCUUGAUUAUAGUCUAUCCUUGUGGUAUAGUGCUUGAUGUGUUCGCAGAGUGACUGGAAUAUCUGAAAAUUGGACAAAUCAAUAAGACAUAACUUUUCUGUGACUCUGAGUUUCGGGCUUAUGCAAUCGUCAGACAGAUUUUUAUCUGUCUGAUGAUCUGAUUAAAUCUGUCUGAUUAAAUCUUUCUGAUGAUUGCGCAAGUGUGAAACUCAGAGUCACAGAAAAGUUAUGUCUUAUUGAUUUGUCCAACUUUCAGAUAUAUAAUAUAUAUAACAUAUACUGAAUCACACACUGAAUCAGAUGUUUCCAUACUUAGCGGUUAUUUCAAGGAUUAAGCAACAGUUCAGUUUUGUGGUGUUGAUUGCAAAUAGCGAUAAAAGUUUUUUCACAUUGUUUUAAAAUGUUUUUCUUUGCUUAAACACAACAAGUUUGAUUCAAAUUUUAGCAAAAGAAACCCAGGAAAUCGAGCAAACAAGCUUAAAUUGUGUGCUACUUUGAAAAGCAUUUAAUCUAUAUGAAAGAGUUUUAAUAUUUCUGUGUUACACUGUAUAUGUCUCUGGUGUUCUGUGACAUUAAUUUCUGUGUGUUAGACGUCAAUAGCAUAUAUUAAUUAUAUGGGACUUAGGAUCAACUUAUCAAGCUGUUAUGCGCUUUUGGAUUAAAAAAAAAUUGGAAAUGCCAAACAUGCAACUUAAAAUGGUAAUUUUUGAAAUUAUUCGCAUGCCACUAUAAAAUCUGGAUAAUUACAUGAAUGUAGGGGGAGUGGAAUACCAUAUUUCUUCAAUUAAGUGUUUGGGUGCUUAUUUAAAUUUCAGCUAAAAGCAGACAUGUUUAUCAGAAGGAGGACACUGUAAUUGCACAUACCAUAUUUAUUUGACUAUAAGCUGAGCGAUUUUUUACACAAAUUAAAACUGAAGUGUAUUAAAAUAUGGGCUCUAGAGGGGGUCUCAGCUUAUAGCCAAAAGUUUUGGAAAAAAAUUUUUCUAGUGCAUUGGAAACUCUACUAAAUCAGGAUGUAUUUACUUAUAAGCCGAGCUAAAGUAAAGAAACACAAUAUGCAAUUGUUGUUUUGGUGUGAAGGCUGACAAGGGACACUUUUAAACUCAGGAUCCUUGCUGAAUUCUUUUGCCUUUAGAUGUCGCCUUAAUCCACUAACAGCUAUUUUGAAAUAAAUGAUUGAGAACAUGAGAUUGUUGAUAGAUCCUACAGAUGUGUAGGUACUGGUGAUGCCACUCAACAACACUGUUAGUUUUAAAUUGAUAUUUUGGAUCACAUUAAUUCAUCUGAGUUAUGAUUUAUUACCUUUCAAUUGAAUAGUUAGUUAUGGGUAAUAUUUAUUAAUUUGCGUGUGUUUUCUGAGAGAGAAGAUUUUUUUGCCCUUUGCAUAUUAAAUCACCUCUUGUAUACAUGCGUGUGUGUUAUUAUCAAAGCCUCAUUUAUGAGAAUCAAUGUGGUUUUUUUCAGAAAAUGUUAGGUUUUCCCUUAGUUAACAAUUCAGUCUUGUAAUAAUGAAUGGGUCUUGGCUUAUAGCCAGGUAUUUUUGAUUUAUUUUUGGUUUUCAUUAUGCCAAGUCUACACGUACAAAGUUUGGGGUCGUGGCUUCUAGCCGAAUAAAUACGGUAAUGACAAUUUUGUAUUAAUUUCAGAUUAAUUCGGUUGGAGUUCAAUCAAAGUCAUCUCAGCUAUUACACUGAACUUGAUGCCGUUAUUUUGUAUGGAACAGCAACUAGCAAUGACUUUCAGCAUAAGGAAUUGAAAAGUUUAGCAAAAGGUGAUGAUGCACAGGUGUCUAUAACAACAAACUUGUUUGCUCAACUGUCUGUCAAGUCUGGUGAGAAAGAUAAUAAAAAUGGCAGUCAGGGAGAGUUAGGAAACAAUGGAUACUUUGAUAUUUUACCAGUAAGUUUUUUGCCAUCUCUGUUAUAUAAUUACUGUUUGUUAAUUACUGGCCUUUAGCAUGCACAUGCUUUUGUUUAAAGCAUAGAGAAGAAUCCUUUUAUUAGGGCAGUACACCAUGGUGCAGGGCUGGAAAAAACAGCCCUGCAUUCCUGUGGGAUGCAAAAUGGAGGAUGAAUGGAAAAAAUAGAAAGAGUGUAUCUAGAUAAAAGAAUUGCUUGUCAAGCGAGUUAAGUUAGGCUGAAUGGUAAAAUAAAAAACAUUUGCUUGAGCCAAAUAUUUUCCCAUCCAGACCUGGUUCCUCAAAGGGUAGGUAAUGCUAUCCAGUGGAUAAAUCUCUGUCUGGUGGAUUGCAUGUACGUUUUGUGGACACUUAUCUGCUGGAUAGUGAUUUUUUCAUUGGAUAGCAUUAUUCUUUCUUCAAACAGUUAGGUCCUGGUCCUUGAUUUCAUAAAUAAGUACAUGUUGGUUGUAAGGCAGACUUCUCAUUAAGCAGGCACCCUGUGGUUAGUAGAUCCACUACAACCCAACUUCCAAGUUUCCCUCAAUUUUUUCUGUAUAAAAAAAGUACAGUGUUUAAGAUUGAAUUUAUUCUUUAAAAUGUAUGUUCCACUCAAUAUAAAUUCAGUGUAUCCCUAUCUUUCCCCAUAGGACGAACUGAUUCACUAUAUCUUCUCAUUCUUGGAACUGAUAGACUUAAUCAGAGCUGCAUUUACAUGUAGGUAAGGUCCUCCUAACUGAUAGUAGCAGUUGACUCAGAUUGUGUCUAAAUUUCUUUGCAACUUUGAAAUUUCAUAUCCAUGGACAGAUGGUAAAAUAUAAAAAGGUAGUUUCUAAGAUGGUGAAGAUUAAUAUAGAUUGUUCAUGAUAAACUUAUAUUGGUAAUAACAUGAUUUUGAGUGCGAGAUAACAAAUGAUUUUGAGUAAGAGAAAUCAUGUUGUUAUUGAUGUUAGAGUCUCUUUUGACAGAGAUUUGUAAUUUCCCAGAAAACUUUGCAUUCGUGUAAUGAAACUUUUUAGCCAAUCAGACGAUUUUCCACAUAUAUCAUUAUAAGCAUGAAUGGAAAUAGGAUUCAACAAAUGUUUUGAAUAUUUUUUUAUCGGAGGGUAAAAGGAAGGAGUAAUAAAACAUGACCACAAUACAAAUGGAAAUAUGGUUGGAAUUUUUGUUACUAGUAAAAAGUAUAAAACAUGACCCAAUAACGUAUUCAUUUGAUACAGUAAGAAAAAUCACGUUUUUUGCGAUACAGUAAGAUCAGUUUUUUUGCGAAAUUCCUCAUCGCCUUUUCUGUAACUAUUUCAUGAAGCAUCCAGCAACAAAAUCGAAAUUGCCUGGGUUUAAAUCCCCAAGGUGAGCUCAGAUUUUUGUCUUUUGAAACAUGCUUACUACAAAGGCUCAACAUCUUGUUAUCGAGAAACGUUUUUCCUUACAGCAACUAAGACAACCUUGAUUACUGUAACCAGACUUCUCCCAUGUUUCUUUGUCCAUGUUUCUGAUUAAUUUGGUUAAAAUGAAUGAAUUUGUAAUUUUGACCUGCAGAUUGUUUUCUGUACAUUGCUUUGACCCCGUUUGGUACAAAGAAUUGGAUUUGAAGCCCUACUGGAACCAGGUAAUUGUUGCAUUUCUUAUUCGAGUUUAGUUUUGUUCAAACAAUAGAGUGUCUGUAGUGUAAAAUUUAAGCCCCGUUAAAACAGUCAUGAUAGAUGAUGAUAGUUUCGACUAUCACGCGCGUUUGUUCACGAACUAUCAUGCACCAUCAUCGACUAUCAUGUAGUUUGAACAUAUUCAAAUUUAACAUGGCAGUUGAUGAUAGUUUUUACAGUUUGAACGAGCAGAUGAUAAAGAAUGAUAGUUUUGCGGCAGCAGUUUGCCAAAAACGGGUUCAAACCGAAAUGGCAAAAGGUGAGAUGACUUAAAUAGCCGUCAAAAUGUUGUAUUAUUUCUCGUAGUUUAUUUUUUUCAUGUCCUGGUAGGCUUCAGUAUCUUCAAAUACCACCGAAAUUGCUGAUCUCGUCGCGCGCCACAUUUGUCAACAAUUACGCGGUCUCACUGCGUGAUUUUGGCAGCUAUUAUCAACUAUCAUGAACCGUUUGAACGGAAACAUGAUAGUCUAUUGUAAAAUGUUGAGAGAAAUGCGCGCGCCGUGAUUGGUCAGGACGAAGAAGAAGUACGAGAAGCACUCGCUUUAGGCUCGUGCUUCUCCGCACCUCUCUCGUGUUGUUAAAAAUUCCCGCGUGCUUAGAUAACUCAAAAAUACACUCGGCGCGUUUUUUAUUUCCUUAUGAUAGUGAAGGAGAGUUAAAACUAUCGUCAACUACCAUCAACUGUCAAUAAAUCAUGACCAGUUGAAGGGGCUUUAAGCUUUAAUCGUACAUAAGUCAAACUUAAAUAAAACUUGGAAACUCUGUAAAAUUAACAACGUUCGGUCUAGGCAACGAAGAGGGUCACGUGAACAGGAUAAUCAUUCGCCAGGUUAUUGUCAAAAAUAUCUGAACUAGUUCGAACAAAGUUUUGCCGUGUCAGCAAAAUAGAAAUUCAUGCUUUAUCCCGUGAAUACGAGAAAAGGUGAGAAGCUUCAAGUCGUGUGAAAAUUAAUCGCACAAAAAUUCCUUUGUUUCCUCGUUUUGAGACGCUCGAAAUGACUUACAAGCGUCUUCAUACUCGACUCGAACGUCUCGAAACUCCACUCGAGCCUCGAUCCGCGAAGUUUUCGAAAAUUGAGGAUCGAGAAUCGAGUUUCGAGGAACUGUCAACUUAGUGUUGAGCAGUACUAUAGGUGUGCUUGCAUUUAAAGAAAAAAUUGGGUGUGUUUGUGAAAACUUUCAUUGAUGCCAUGGCAAGUUGAGAAGAGGAUUUCAACUUGAUCAGGCAUAACAGGGCAUUUGUUAAUGCCGAUAUUUUACUAGACUAUUAUAUUUUCAUUUUCCCUUAUUCGAACUGUUCUGGCUUCAUGUUUUUAAAGGGUUAAAUCAGUACGUUUGAAUUACAUGCUGAUAUCCAUGCGUCUUUCUGUCCUCUCCAGAUAACAGAUGAAACAUUGGAUCAUCUUCAAAUUUGUUGUGCUUCCACAGAAAAGUUGGACAUGUCCUGGUUAGGACCUUAUGACGCUGUUACCCGCCAUGGAAUUUCUAGGUAUCGUAUUUCUCCUUUGGCUCUUGUUCUGACCGUCCAAUCACAAAUCCUGGAUUUACCCAGCCUUUCUUAUGUUGCAAUUAUUUUCCCAUGUAUCAAAGUUAAUAGUCGAGUGGAAUAAAGAAUGAUAGAAAUGAAGGUUUCUUUUAAGAAGCUCAACUGCGUUUCUUUUCACAGAUUUCUGCGGAAGUGUGGAAGUAACCUUUUGUGUUUAAGACUAAGUUGCUGUCAGUUUGUGGACGGUGAAGUGAUUAAAACCAUAAGCAAGUUUUGUCCCAAUUUGGAAGGUUUGUUCCUCUUGAAAAUUGUCUCAUUUUUCUGUUUCUUUUCUUCUCGGUUGAAAGUAUAACUUUAAUAUGCAAGAAGUAGGUCACGCAAUAAAAAAAGGCAGCAACAACAAAUGUACCUUUUCUAGAGAGGGACCACAAAAUAUUGAUUUAAUAAGAUUGAAAAAGGCCCUAAAUUGGAAGAAAAAUAAAAAAGGGACAAAUUUGGUGGAGAAUUUAGAGGUUGACAUGGAAUCCAGAUAGUGAACGCAAAAAAAAAAAUAUACUAAAUUUAGAAUACGAGCAGUCCCUCUUGCGUACCGCGUAGCCUCACAAGUAGCCUCACUCCCAGAGUCCCUUGCGGCGCGCUCACAGCGAUGGAUUUCGCUGAUAACGAGGCGCUGCUAUUAGUCUAGCCUAUAUUUUUUUAGGAGAAACAAAUUUUCACAUAAAUCUUAUGUUUUGGUUUGCUAAAAACAUUUUAGCUCAGUCAAACUGAUCAUACAAAUACUAACAGAAGAACCUCCGCUCACUCGAACUGCUAAGGGAAUGGAGGCAGUACGAGAUAACGGAGGAAUCUAGUUGCCCGAAAUAAAUGUACUCUUCAUGCUCUUUACGCAACUGACGCCUUUUUUUGUUCUGUCUCCACAGAACUUGACCUCCAGUCCUGCAGUUCAGAGUCGUUACUCAGUGAAUAUGGGCUUCAUGAGCUUGCAAACUUGAAAAAAAUGAAACGAAUCAAUCUUUACCGAGUUCCCGUCAAGGAUCUUCUGCUGAAACAAUUGAUUCAGUAGGUACUAGCAUUGAUUAUCAUGGCAAAGACUUCUUGUCUCACUGGCAGUCUCCCCACAAUUAUACACCACUGUUUAGUUUUUAGGUUUGUUUGUUUGGUUUAUGGUGCAUUCCUGAAAAAUGUUUUGACAAUAUCAGUUUUAAUCUUUUUGCGAACGUUUCGACGAUUUGAUGGAUGUCUUCAGGUGGUGUAUAUGCCUUUGUUUCGUUUUUGUCUUUGUUUUUGUUUUUUGAGACAUUAAAACGUAGCGGCUACUACUUCCAAUGUGCUCUGACAUAAAGAAAUCAACUAGAGUGUCUUCAUUUUAGCAUUUUCAUUCAAACGGUACAAACCAAAAAUAUUUUGAAAGCGCCAUAGGGUUAAAAAAUAAUUAUUUUUCGUCUGUGUCUCACGAACCUCCGUGCUCAAGCUACCGUGCAAAGAAUAAAAGAAAUUGGCUAACGACGACAGUGGAGCCGUGCAGCAGACCACAUUUGAAGAAAUACCCCUUCGUGGCUAACAAGCGUACAACGAAAGAACGCCAAAUUUGUUUGCGGAGUUGGGGAAAGCGGUCUCGUUCCUCAAUCUUUUUUUUGUGUGUGUGUGUUUUAUUAAUUUUUAUUAAUUCAAAGUUACAUACAUUUUUCAUAAACAAACAUAAUUCACAUAAACAGACAGACACGGUACAUAUAUCUACAUACACAAUCCACAGUUCCUCUUAGCUCUCCUCGGCUUCUAAAUAUAAUACUAGUACAGUGCAGCAACAAACAUGAGAUUCUAUAUCAUCUAAUAAUUUUUGUACUUGUCCCAUUUCAUAUUAUGAGCUAUUAGCUUAUUAUUUGAUUUUGCGAUCAUUGUCUCGAGUUGGUGGAUCGUUUUAAUUUUGAGGUUUAAUACUUUAAUUGAAUUAAUUAAUUAAAUUCCUCAAUCUUGCUUUGGACCGAUAAACGUUAUAUUGGUGGGAUGUAUAUUAAUAAUGUUCAAUCUUUUGUGUCAUAUUACUGCAGGUCUUUUAGUAAUCUUCAGCAUUUGAAUCUCGGUGACUGUCAACACGUUACGGAAUGUGACACCAUCAUGCAGUUACUCAGUGAAUACUGCAAGUAAGAUCAACUUAUCAUUACAGUAACGAGUCUAAAGUAUUAAAACUUCGAUACCAAAUCUAGUUUCUGGUUUAUAUUAUUAUAUAUAUCCAAAUGAUAGUGACGUGUCUUCCAAGUGUUCAAUUUAUUUCGUCUAGGAUCGUAGCUUCAGUGGGUAAACUUAUCCCUUUCUUUUCUCUUUCUUAGAGGAUUAGUAUCUCUUGAUUUGUGGAGGAACAAAAGCCUUACAGAUUUCGGUAUCAUGUCAUUAGCUGACGGCUGUACUCUACUGGAAGAACUUGAUGUGGGGUGGUGGUGAGUACCUUUUCUUGGCUUUAUAGGGAGGGACCGUCUUGGCCGAAUGUGUUUCCUUUUAAGGGCCCAGUCGUUCGAAGACCGAUUAACGGUAACCCAAGGUUAAAUUUUAAUCCGGUUUUCUUUAUUCCUUCGUUCAAAAGCCUUUUGUGGCCAAAAAAAGAGCGUUAGCCCUUCGUUAGCGAAGAGAGGAAUUUUGGGUUGUAUGUGGUUUAUAUACAGAAAGAUGGAGCUACAUUAUUGAUGGGAACGUGGUAACAUAAAUAACACAAGGAUAGAGUAGUUGAAUGAAAAGUGUCCAUUGCGGGUAUUGAGAGUGCUGAUUUGAAAGACUAUCACUCUGACGAAGGGCUAUCGCUCGGAACGUCAGCUUUAGAAACUCUUUACGGUGGCCAAUUCACAUUAUCAACUCAGUUGUUAAAACCAGUAAAAUCUUAUUAUACCCUGCCGACGCAGCACCAAAGUUUUUUUUAUGAACGUACCCCGUUUAUUCAUUAAUUAAAAAAAAAAGUUUUUUCAGUCAGCGGUAGGUUUUGGCCUCGUCAACUUUUGCUCGAAAAGUGCUUAAUUCAUUUAUUAGCAAGCAGUUGUAGAUGAACAAAUUCGCGUUUUGUGUUUGAAAUGUGCAAUGGUAGUUCGUCUGUCAUGAAUUUUUCGAGUGUAAGGAGAAUCUCUUUCAAAACUUAAUUUGUGUCUCCUCUGAUUUUCAACCGCUCUUUCCCAGACCAAAAUGCUUUUUAAAAAAAUGUUCCCCAUCACAAUGACACACACUUAUUCCAUAAAUGUCCCAUUACUGUACCCUCUCCUCUCCCCCUCAGGGGAAGUGAGAGGGGGUUCUACUUAGUUCUCUAUCAUGGUAAGCAAGAUAAACGAUUGGGUUUCACAGAGGCCACCUUCUUUGAAGUCCUGUAGUCCUUGUAGUUCUGACUGGUACAAUCGUAAAAAAUCCAUUCAGAAGAGUCAGUGGGCAUUUAUUACUACCGUCGAACCUGUAUUCAGCGGUCACCCACUCUUAAUACAGGUUCACGUAAUAGGAGUCAAACGCGAUAAAAAGCCUUUUUGUUGUUACAGUCCUAAGAAGAAAAUAAUCUGCAAUGCGUUCACGACAUUUGAACUCAAAGUACUUACAUUGAUUCUGGAAGAUAAACAUUGAAUAAAUUUGACCUGAAAGAUUAUUCUUAGUAUUAUUUGAGUGGUUCCUCUUUAAGUGACCGUUCAAUACAAAUGGAAGACAAUACAGAGAGACCUUUGGGACUCAGUCAUGGGUGGGAGGUGACCGCUCAUAGAGGUGAAAAUUACAGUACUUAAGAGAAAGUCAUUUCGGGACUUCGACAACCGAGCGCGCUUAAUACAGGUUCGAAUGUACUUUUCUUCUUUUGACAAUUUUUUUUUUUUCUCUUCUGUAGCUCCACAGUGACAAACGCGGCGGAAUGUAUAUCUUGCUUGACCUCUAAGUGUAGGAAACUGAAAAAGUUGUUUCUUACAGCGCUGAGGUAAUUUAAAUUGUCUUUCGUUAUUCAGAUGUGUUGUUUAGUUAUUUGUUUCGCUCUAUUUUCUUUGUUUUAUUUUCCAUUGAUCUUUUUGUUUUUCUUGUAAUGUCCUUGUUUCUUAAUAUUUUUCCCUACUUACGAAAAUGAUUUAAGAACGUCUUAAAGGAAGCUGUAAGGAAAUAUUUUCCAAAAGGGUUUCAGAUACGGAAGUAAUUUUUUCUAAACAGACCCAAACAUAACUUCGAAUUGUCGUCUACUAAUUUUGCUGGUUCCUUGUUCUAAUUAAACGGAAUUUUUGAAAGACGUCUUUAGUGCUAUCAACGGAGUAAUGAAUUCAGUGAGGUUGAGAAUCACAAGCAAAAUGACUGAGCUUUCAUUUGACAGACAAGAAAGUGAUUACGCGUUUUACAGUGUAAUGGUUUCGUCUAAUGGCUAAGUUCCUUUGAUUACAUUGCAAAUUUUUUAACUCAACGAUUUUCAUGUUUUCAGGUCAGUCAGUGACGAUGUUAUAAAUGCGUUAGCAAAUAACUGCCCUGACUUAGAACAAGUAGAUGUGCUGGGAACUGGUCUUAUUCGUCCCCAUUCUAUCACCAGGUAACUUUUUUUUUCUUACAGCGUCCGUUGACAUGAAACUAGAAUGUUUCCGCCUUUCCUUCUCUUCCAUUUUCGUAUUCCUGUUCGAUACCCCGAAUAGUUCGAAAUCGAAACAGGGAAGCACGAAAUUCCCUCGUUUCCUGUUUUGGAAACUUGAGGUUCACCGAUAGCAGAGCAAUUUGGAUAGGUGCCAUAUUCAUAUUUUUUCUACGACUUCCGCGGGAAUGGAAGUGGUAAAUGUGCGUGGAGAAUCAUUCUCAGUUGUAAUGAAAUCAUUACCAAAUUUAUCUCAAUGACCAAUAAAAACUAAGAAAAGGUCACAACUAGCAAACGAGACCCAAAAUAACAGUAACAAAAAACAGCCUGCUGCGCAGGAGAACGCAAGAGACCAAGUCGCGAUUAUAUCUGAUAAGUUAAGAGCAAGGAAGCGCGAAUUUCCUCGACCUAUCACAGAGCGAAUUGAAACAAAACAAUACAGUCGCAGAUUACGUGGCCUACCCUACUCAAUUGUCAACUCCUCUAUCAUCACGAUGGUGUUUUGCGGAGAAUACUUGUGACAAAAAUGUUAGUUUCGAAUGUGUUGUUGCUGGUGCGCUCUGUUUUAGGCGAAACACGAGGUCGCGGAAAGUGAGAUGUGUUGCUUUCUCUUGUAGGUUGUUAAAAGAAUGCAAAAAGUUGCGGUUCCUCGAUGUCUCCUUCUGUUCGCAGUUAUCAAAAGAGUUUGUCGAAAAUUUGCGGUCUAUGUAUCCAGACGUGUCAAUUAAGAAGAGUUUUGUGACGGACGACCCGUUCUGA
Pocillopora meandrina is the source of this 14436-nucleotide messenger RNA. The record is from the annotation of a GenBank genome assembly. Lineage: Eukaryota; Metazoa; Cnidaria; Anthozoa; Scleractinia; Pocilloporidae.